Messenger RNA from Trichoderma asperellum CBS 433.97, 666 nucleotides. Lineage: Eukaryota; Fungi; Ascomycota; Sordariomycetes; Hypocreales; Hypocreaceae. The record is from RefSeq and is a predicted model, not a curated record.
AUGCCUGCUUGGAUUGCUGAUUCACACUCUUUCAUUGCUGCUUCUGCAGGUGAAAAAUUUUACACUGGCUCAACCGACAAUACUCUAUACGAAAUGUGGAUUGGUGUCAAUGAUAUCGGCAAGAAGAACAUUUUUAUUGAUAUCCAGGAGCCUGGGACAUCCCUCACAACUUAUACUGAUUGUGUCUUUGUGGCUUUCGACAGCAUUUACAGAAAUGGCGGGCGGAAAAUCAUUCUCUUGAAUGUUCCCCCACUCGAGUUACAUACAUUAUAUGCUACCCCUCAAAGUAAAGUUCUACUUCCAGGUUCAGCCAAUUGCCCAGAUAAGCCAUCCAACUUGACUGAAGUAUCUUUCAAAAUGUACGAAUAUUCACGGACUGUAAACGAAAUAUUCAAAUUCCAAGUCCCAUUCCAGCAACAUAUAGCCAAAGAUACCCCGGUGCGAUAUGGGCAAUCUAUGGAAAUUCAUCAAAAUCCUCAGAAAUAUCUUAACGGCACAAGUACUCUCGAUAUCCUUGAUUUUAUACAUCACUGUUCUUCGGGAGAAGUUGAUUGCACAGAUUUACCUGGCGACCGGGAUUCAUUCAUGUUUUAUGACUCUCUUCAUCCGUCUGAGCAAGUACACCCCAUCAUAGCCCAAAAUUUAUGGAUGUUGUCAACGGAAUAA